Messenger RNA from Acanthopagrus latus (yellowfin seabream), 1943 nucleotides. It is a transcript of the gene plvapb, whose product is annotated as plasmalemma vesicle associated protein b. Gene Ontology annotation, biological process: positive regulation of cellular extravasation; regulation of vascular permeability. The transcript has 9 exons. Gene Ontology annotation, cellular component: caveola. The record is from RefSeq and is a predicted model, not a curated record. Lineage: Eukaryota; Metazoa; Chordata; Actinopteri; Spariformes; Sparidae. Bases 290 to 1576 code for a protein of 428 amino acids.
CUUUGCACACCUAGAGGUCAUUGUUUACAUCCAUCCAUACGUGCCAUUUCUGCCAGUACAUUUCUGCAUCCUGACAGUGUGGCAGAGCUGUAGAAGACAGAGAAACAAACACCUCGACCCCGUUACUGUUGUUUUGUGUCACCACUUCUACUUGCUCACCUUGAAGCCUCAGCACCUGUUCAGCAGAAAGAGGAUCGCAUCAGACGGUGGAAACCUCGUGGAUUUUAGCAAAACAAUUCCUGUUUAUAUCUCCUCAAAACCAGCUGCCACCAUUUCACCUCCGACAGCCAUGUACAGCUCCAGCUACUCCCGGGCCAAGUUUGGCCAGGAGGCAAGGGAGCCCCUGCACCACCGCAAAGGGAAGAGCUGCGGCUACUACAUGAGGAUCAUCUUCUUCUUUUCCUCUCUGAUCCAGUCUCUGAUCAUCGUCAGCCUGGUGCUCUUCCUCAUCUAUGGACAGCCGGAGAAGUCUGCAGAGGAGAAGAGGGUGGAGGAGCUGGAGCAGGGCUUCAACCGGCUGAGUGAGAACAACAUCCAGCUGAGGAAGGAGAAAGGUGAGCUGGGAGCUCAGCUGGGAGCUCGCACAGCUGAGAAAGAUGCUCUGGAGAAAGAGCUGGCGAAGCUGAAGGUCGAUGCCAACAACACAGAACAUGGGCUGAAGGAAAAAUUAGCUUUGUGUAAGAGAAUGAGUGCAACAACGCAGAGCAUGCUUAUGCACCGUCCCACCACUCCGAUCCAGCCCCCUGUCUUGCUCACUACCAGCAGUGAGGUGAAGACUCUGCAGAGCCUCAACGCGCAGCAGAAAGCCAUGAUAAACCUCAUCCAGGCAAACUUCACCCAGACAGUUCAGUACCUGAGCCACGAGAGAGACGUGGCCCUCAAGGACCGAGACACGCACCACCAGGAUGCCAUCACCCUGCGCAGGGAGAACACCAUGCUGAAGGAGCAGCUCACCACCUACACCAGGAAGUGCAAAGAGGACUUUGCUCAUUCUUUGGAUGGGAUCACAACGGUGACCAGAGAUUUCCUGAACAGGAUCAACAACCUGUUUCCCCACCAGCUGACCUUUCACCUCACCUGCGACAGCCAGCAGGAGCAGAUGGAGAAGAUACGCAACAGCUGCACGAACCUCUCCAGAGACGUGGAGAAUAAGUUCCAGCUGUACUUAGACAAAGUGGGCAACAAGGUGGCCGAGAUCCAAGCCACGUCCAGUCGUCUGGAGGUGCAAAACGUGCAUUUGAACACUGAUCUGCAGCUGUGUCAACGCACUCGCAGUGAGAUGGCUGCCGAGGCCGCAAAGCAGCUCGAGCUCAAGCAGAAGACCCAUGAUGAUCAGGUGGAGAAAUUACUGAUUGAGCAGAACCGGCUGAGAGAACAGAAGAAGCUGCAGGAGGAGAGUUUAGCUCUGAGAGAGAGAGAGAUUCAGAUCCUCCAGCGAACACUCCCACAGCCCAACCUUAAGCCUGGUGUUCCUAAAGUUGCUGGCGUACAGGCCCCACAGCAGGGGGGGCAGACUGCCCCUCGGUGGCCCCCUGUUGGAGCACCUGUCAUCGGCAAAACUCCAACGGUGAGAUGAAAUGAACGAGCGGAGCAAUGACUGUAGGCACCACCGUUAAAGACGUUUCUGCAAGGACGUGUACAUAAUCCUGACACCACAUCAAUCAACACAACCUGUAAAUAAUCCGAGUCCAUGUUAAUAACAUAUUAACUGUUGUUGGUCUGUGCAUGCUUUGUUUAGUUUUACUUGUAACAGAAGUUUCAUCUGUUUUACUUUGAGUUAACAUUUACUGUGAAAAGCCUGCGUUUGAUCCACCCAGGUAAAUGUACAAAUUUCAGUGACACUGGUGUAAAUAUUUCUGUUGUGUGUCACUCGCUGUGGUUUUUUUUUUUUUUUUGUCAUUAGCUUGUCUUUACUGUGAAAUUAAAAUUGAGUUAACCAAGAA